Messenger RNA from Musa acuminata AAA Group (dessert banana), 3442 nucleotides. RefSeq names its product putative respiratory burst oxidase homolog protein H. The record is from RefSeq and is a predicted model, not a curated record. Gene Ontology annotation, cellular component: plasma membrane. Gene Ontology annotation, molecular function: NAD(P)H oxidase H2O2-forming activity; calcium ion binding; peroxidase activity. Lineage: Eukaryota; Viridiplantae; Streptophyta; Magnoliopsida; Zingiberales; Musaceae. The coding region runs from base 145 to 3093 and encodes 982 amino acids. The transcript has 15 exons.
GCUCGUUCCACUGGGUAAAAAGCUCGAUUCUUGGGCAAGACAAAAAGCCAGCAAGGGCUUUCUCACUUUGGGCAGGGCCAUGGAGUCGCCAAUCCUGGAGUACAGCUCCGGGCCCGGUGUGUAUCGGAUCGGGUUGUUACUCCGAUGUUGGCUUCAUCAGCAAAUCACCGCUGCACACGCGCCGGGGUGGGGGCGCACCCCCUCCCCCCGCGUUCUCGGGUGUUUCUCCCAAUUAGAUGCCUGUCGUCCACCUCAGGACUCUCCCACCUAUUAAUUAAUUCCCCUACCCUCUCUCGACCAUCGUCAUCUACCCGCCCAAACCUCCAAUUUUUUAGACCGUUUCUUCCAUUUCAAUCUCUCUCUCUCGAGCUCCAUGCAACCUGCAACUCCCUCUUAGAGAGAGAGAGAGAGAGAGAGAGAGAGAGAGAGAGAGAGAUUUACCACCAAUUUACUGGUCCCAUAGCGUCCAAUUUUGUUUCGAGCGAGAGCGAGAACGAGAGAAUGAGGCUCUCGAAGGAGUUCAUGGACAGCCCCCUUGGUGAUCGCGGGGCGAAUGACCUGGAGAGCGUCGUCGUCCAAGGCGACCAUAUCCAGACGGCCGCCGCCGAUUCGGUGGUUCGCCACAAGUCAUCCGGGUCGUCGAAGAGCUUCGCGCGGACCCUCCUGUCCCAGCCGUCCAAGAUCAUGAUGAGCUUCAGGGAGUCCGUGAAGAGCCCCAGCUCCAGGAUCCAAGCCCUUAGGGAGAGGAGGAACGCCGGGAGGAUGAACCGGGUGACGUCCAGAACGCAGAUAGGCCUCGCGGGGCUCCGCUUCCUCGAUAAGACGUCCGCCGGUAACGACGGGUGGAAGGCCGUCGAUAAGCGGUUCGGUCAAUUUGCCGUCGAGGGGAGGCUUCCCAAGGAGAACUUCGGCCCCUGCAUCGGCAUGGCUGAGUCAAAGGAAUUUGCCGGGGAGAUAUUUGUUGCUUUGGCAAGGAGGAGGAACUUGGAACCAGAAAACGGUAUAACCAAAUCUGAACUGAAGGAGUUUUGGGAAGAAAUGACGGACCAAAAUUUUGAUUCUCGACUCCAGAUUUUUUUCGAAAUGUGUGACAAGAAUGGUGAUGGAAAGCUCUCAGAAGAUGAGGUGAAGGAGAUUAUCAUUCUGAGUGCCGCAGCAAACAAGCUUGCGAAGUUGAAAGCACAUGCGGCCACCUAUGCUGCUCUCAUAAUGGAGGAGCUUGACCCAGACGGUCUGGGUUACAUUGAGCUUUGGCAGCUUGAGACAUUACUUCAAGGGAUGGUUAGCUCAGACGGAGCCGAGUUAACAAAAAGUUCGCAGAGCCUUGCGAGAACAAUGAUACCGCUGAAAUACAGAAACCCAGUCACCAGAUUUUUCAGCAUGACCACAGAUUUUGUUCAUGAGAACUGGAAGAGGAUAUGGUUCAUUUCCUUUUGGUUAACAAUCAAUCUAGUCCUAGCUGGAUGGAAAUUUCUCCAGUACGAAAGGAGAGCAGCAUUCGAAGUGAUGGGCUACUGUGUCUGCAUGGCCAAGGCUGCAGCUGAGACCCUCAAAUUGAACAUGGCUCUAAUUCUCAUCCCUGUUUGUCGCAACACCCUCACGGGGCUCAGAUCAACCCGUCUCAGUUCAAUAAUCCCAUUUGAUGACAACAUCAACUUCCACAAGACCAUCGCGCUGGCAAUAACAAUCGGAACUUUAGUGCACACAAUUGCUCAUGUAACAUGUGAUUUUCCAAGGUUGAUAACAUGUCCUAGUCCGACAUUCAUGAGAACACUGGGACCUAAUUUCAACUACAAGCAACCCACUUAUGCAUCUCUAGUGGCAAGUGCCCCCGGGGCCACCGGGAUCCUCAUGAUCAUCAUCAUGGCAUUUUCUUUCACACUGGCAACACAUUCGUUUAGGAGGAAUGUCGUCAAGCUGCCAUCGCCCCUCCACCAUUUAUCUGGUUUCAACGCAUUUUGGUAUGCCCACCAUCUUCUGGCUGUCGUGUACGUCCUUCUGAUAGUACACUCAUACUUCCUUUUCCUCACCAAGGAAUGGUACAAGAAGACAACAUGGAUGUAUCUUACGAUUCCAAUCAUCUUUUAUACCUGUGAGAGAUUAAUUCGGAGGGUUCGUGAGAAAAGGUUUCAUGUGAGCAUCAUCAAGGCAGCAAUAUAUCCAGGUAAUGUCCUUUCGUUACAUAUGAAGAAACCAGCAGGUUUCAAAUACAAAAGUGGAAUGUACCUUUUCGUCAAAUGCCCGGAUGUGUCACCCUUCGAAUGGCAUCCGUUCUCAAUCACUUCUGCACCAGGAGAUGAUUAUGUGAGUGUUCACAUCCGGACGCUAGGGGACUGGACGUCUGAGCUUAGGAAUCUGUUUGGAAAGGUCUGCCAGUCUCAGGUCACUUUGAAGAAGGCUAAUCUAAAGAGACUUGAAACCACAGUUGUGGCAGAUGUUCAAUUUGAAGAUACAAGAUUUCCAGAGGUCUUCAUCGAUGGACCAUAUGGUGCACCAGCUCAAAAUUACAAGAAAUACGACAUUCUUUUGCUCAUCGGGCUAGGAAUUGGUGCAACUCCAUUUAUAAGUAUACUGAAGGAUCUCCUGAACAAUAUAAAGACCAAUGAGGAAAUGCAAAGAAUACAUAAUGCAGAUGCAUCUGACACAAAUGCAGAUGCAAGUAACACCAAAGGAAAUGGUCCAGGAAGGGCCUACUUCUAUUGGGUGACAAGGGAACAAGGAUCCUUUGAAUGGUUCAAAAGUGUCAUGAAUGAUGUUGCUGAGAGAGACUACAAUAAUGUCAUAGAGAUGCACAACUACUUGACAAGUGUGUAUGAAGAAGGCGAUGCAAGGUCAGCCCUUAUCGCAAUGGUUCAGUCACUUCAACAUGCCAAAAACGGUGUUGAUAUCGUAUCUGGAAGUCGGAUACGCACACACUUUGCAAGGCCAAACUGGAGGAAAGUGUUUACCGACUUGUCCAACACCCAUAAAGCUGCUCGAAUUGGUGUUUUCUACUGUGGACCUCCCACACUCACAAAAUCACUGAAGGAUCUUUCACAAGAAUUCAGCCAUGACACCAGCACUCGAUUCCAUUUCCACAAGGAGAACUUCUAGAGAAGAGACAAGAUAAUGUUGGUAGCCAAAACAUGGUCGUAUAGGAAAAGUUUUCGGGAACCAUUAGAAAAGUCUUGUACAGAAAUUCCAGUGUUGAUAGGAUGAAAUGUUACAACAUACACGAGAGAAAAAGAUUUAGAACAGGUGUGAAGUAGCGAGAAAUGAAUGAUUCCUUCAUCAUUUCUGACUGUCCGGAAACGAUUCAAGAACUGAGAUAUCUAUUCCAUCAGCAGAAUCAUGAAGAAAAAAAAUCUUUCUUGCCUUGGGCUUUUUUGCUCUGGCAUUUGGCUAUUUCGCUUCGCCAUUUUUCUAUAUAUAUUAUAAAGCUCGUCGUGCAAUUGCUUCCUUA